This is a messenger RNA of Heterocephalus glaber (naked mole-rat), 1876 nucleotides long. Lineage: Eukaryota; Metazoa; Chordata; Mammalia; Rodentia; Bathyergidae. The record is from RefSeq and is a predicted model, not a curated record.
UCUGCUGGAAAAACCUUCCUGCUGGGCUGGCAUUGGCCAGCAAAAUCUCUUUUCACUUGUUCCUGUCUCUUCCAUUCUGUCAAGCUAACUACACUUUCACCACAGGAAGAGUCUAAAGACAGGAUGACCAGGGUCUACAAGUCAUUAGUAACGAAUGUCUGCAAGGAAAUGUCAAGUUAUAGUGACUUUCCAUACCAAGAAAAUUAUCCCAAUUUCAUGAACCAUGGGAAAUUUUGGAACUAUCUCCAAGAAUAUGCUGAGCACUUUGGUCUCCUCAAAUACAUUGAGUUCAAGACUACUGUGUGCAGUGUAACAAAGUGUCCAGACUUCUCUGAAACUGGACAAUGGGACAUUGUCACAGAGACAGAGGGCAAGCAGAAAAGAGCUGUCUUUGAUGCUGUCAUGGUUUGUACUGGACAGUACCUGAAUCCCCAUUUACCUUUGGAGUCCUUUCCUGGAGUCCAUAAGUUUCAAGGGCAGAUCCUGCACAGCCAAGAGUACAGGACUCCAGAAGCCUUCCAGAGCAAGCGUGUCUUGGUGAUUGGGCUUGGGAACACGGGAGGGGACAUCGCAGUGGAGCUCAGUCGAACAGCAGCUCAGGUAUUUCUUAGUACUAGAACUGGCACCUGGGUUUUAGGACGCUCUUCAGAUGAAGGCUACCCUUAUACCAUGAUAUCAACAACAAGAUGCAAUAAUUUGAUUGCACAAGUUCUGCCUUCAUGUUUUGUAAGCUGGAUUCAACAGAGGAAGCUGAAUAAAAUAUUUAACCAUGAGAAUUAUGGCUUAAGUAUUAUGAAGGGGAAAGCAUCAAAAUUUAUUGUGAAUGAUGAGCUGCCAAGCUGCAUUCUCUGUGGGACAAUCACUGUGAAAACCAGCGUGAAGGAGUUCACAGAGACCUCUGCUGUCUUUGAAGAUGGGACAGUGGAAGCAAACAUCGAUAUUGUGAUCUUCACUACAGGAUAUACAUUUUCUUUUCCCUUUCUUGAAGAACCUCUCAAAAGUCUUUGUACAAAAAAGAUGUUCCUAUACAAGCAGGUCUUUCCCCCAAACCUGGAAAAAACGACGUUCGCCAUCAUUGGCCUGAUCAGCCUCACUGGGUCCAUCUUAGCAGCCACAGAGCUCCAAGCAAGGUGGGCCACAAGAGUCUUCAAAGGACUCUGUAAGAUACCUCCAUCACAGAAAUUGAUGGCUGAGUCUCUCAAGAAGGAGCAGCUCAUUAAAAGGGGUGUGAUUAAAGAUACCAGUCAAGACAAACUCAACUACAUCAGCUACAUGGAUGAGCUUGCUGCAUGCAUAGGCGCAAGACCCAACAUCCUGUUUCUGUUCCUCAAGGACCCCAGACUAGCUUGGCAAGUUUUUUUUGGACCAUGUACCCCUUACCAGUACCGCCUAGUGGGCCCUGGAAAAUGGGAUGGAGCCAGAAACGCCAUCCUGACCCAGUGGGACAGGACUAUGAAACCUUUAAAAACCCGAACUGUUGCUGAUUCCCCCCAGCCUACCUCCAUGUCAUAUUAUUUUAAAGUUUGGGGGGCACCUAUCCUAUGUGCCUCUCUUCUACUUAUCUGUAGGUCUUCACUUUUCAUGAAAUUAAUGAAUAAAACACAAGAUAGAAUUUCACCUUACUUAGUUCUAUUGUUUGGAUGUGUCCUCAGAAUUCCUGUUAGCAAAUGGUCUCCAGUAUGGCAGUGUUGGGAAGUGGAACGUAAAUGUAGACUUAGGGAGGUUUUGGUUCAUGGUGACUCCACCCGCAUGAACUGAUGAAAGUUACACUCACACAACUGUAUUCCAUCCUAGGUAUUCUGUUAUAGUAACUGAAAAAUGAACUAAAGCACCUAAUAGUGUUUCCUGAGAAUAAAUCUGAUUGGUUACAAGGGUU